Trametes versicolor FP-101664 SS1 is the source of this 1899-nucleotide messenger RNA. Its product is annotated as glycoside hydrolase family 16 protein. The record is from RefSeq and is a predicted model, not a curated record. Gene Ontology annotation, molecular function: glucosidase activity. Gene Ontology annotation, cellular component: plasma membrane; endoplasmic reticulum membrane. The coding region runs from base 189 to 1787 and encodes 532 amino acids. The transcript has 11 exons. Gene Ontology annotation, biological process: (1->6)-beta-D-glucan biosynthetic process; fungal-type cell wall organization. NCBI's taxonomy places the organism in Eukaryota, Fungi, Basidiomycota, Agaricomycetes, Polyporales, Polyporaceae.
AUCAGCCUGUCGCACCUGGAGACUCCACAACAGACCUUCUCUCUCCAUAUGGUCAUGGUAGUCCCCGAGCAACACCAGCAUCGAGCAUCAGGUCCUCUGCACGCCCCGCCAGCACUAUCUCACCACGCGAUGAACAGAUCCCAGGCUCUAUAUCUGACAAGUAUAUACUGCCCCUCGACCCCGACGCUAUGUCCGGCAUUAUGCUCACCGACGGUCGUGAGCCCGACGACCACUUGCACACCCCUGAUCCGGUCAGAGACCGUAAGGUGGACAAAGGUGGCAGUAUUUUGACGUGCCGUGGGUUCGUGAACGUAGGCUUCUUGCUUAUCCUCGGCCUCGGUAUCUUGAUGCUCUUCGCCGGAUAUCCGAUCAUCACGUACUUCAUGAAGCAGGAUCCCUCGUUUUCGGGCGGCUUUAACCUGGGCGGGAUCAACGCUACCGGGCAGGUGCCGCAGAUCGCGGGCAACUGGGGCCUCAUUGAUGUCGACACACCCCAGGAAGUACGCACGAAGCAGGACCUGCUGACGGGCCAGACGUGGCAGCUAGUCUUCAGCGACGAGUUCAACUUGGACGGCCGGACGUUCUAUCCUGGAGACGACCCCUACUGGGAGGCUGUCGACCUGCACUACUGGCAGACGGGAAACUUGGAGUGGUACGACCCCAAGGCCAUCGUCACGCGCAACGGCUCUGUGGAGAUCACGUUCAGCAAAGAGCCGAACCACGGCCUGGACUACACCGGCGGCAUGAUGUCGACGUGGAACAAGUUUUGCUUCACUGGUGGACUUGUGGAGGUCAGCGUCUCCCUCCCGGGCUUCAACAACGUACACGGGCUCUGGCCUGCGGUCUGGACGAUGGGCAAUCUCGGUCGAGCUGGCUAUGGCGCAUCACUCGAGGGCAUGUGGCCAUACACCUACGACUCCUGCGAUGUCGGGACCGUCGCGAACCAGACAAUCAAUGGUCUUCCUGUCAAUGCAACGAUCGACGGCGAUACUGGCAAUGGGGGUAUACUAUCUUUCCUUCCUGGUCAGAGGCUUUCUCGUUGCACAUGCCCGGGGGAGUCCCACCCCGGACCUGUCCACGCGAAUGGCGAAUACGUCGGUCGCUCCGCGCCCGAGAUUGAUAUAUUCGAAGCCCAGAUUUCAGUCCCCGGUCUUGACUCCCUUGGCGAUAUCGGUGCUGUUUCCCAGUCUGGUCAAUGGGGUCCAUACAACUAUAAUUACGACUGGUUUAACACCUCGGACAACCUCAUCAUAUCCGACCCAACCAUCAGCGCUUUAAACACCUACAAAGGUGGUGUAUUCCAACAGGCUACUUCAGUCGUCACCGCUACCAACCAGCGUGCGUACGAGUUCGAGGGCGGCGAAUUCGCCGUCUAUGGCUUCCAGUACCAGCCUGGUUUCGAUGGAGGGUACAUCGGAUGGAUCUCCGACGACAAGCUUGCCUGGGUGCUGCGCCAGGAGGGCAUGGCUGCCGACCCUCGAGUGGAGAUCGGCCCUCGCCCCAUCCCUCAAGAGCCGCUGUACUUGAUCGCUAACCUGGGCAUGUCCCCGAACUUCGGCGCCAUCGACUACGACAAACUCCAGUUCCCGACCACGCUCCGUAUUGACUGGGUUCGUGUCUACCAGGACCCGAACAACAUCAACAUCGGGUGCGACCCCCCGGACUUCCCGACGGCGGAGUACAUCAAAGCGUAUGGGGAGGCGUACACGAACCCGAACUUGACAACCUGGCACGACGACUUCAAGCAGCCGGUGCCCCGGAACAGGCUGAUCGACGGGUGCGAUUAGUAGGUCAUGGUGGGGUUGCUCUUGCUGCGGGCAGCUCGCGCGGCAGACACGUUUGUUCGGAAGUCAUAUACCAAUAUACCUUACGUGCCUUUUUGUGCUUGCGUCUAACUCC